AUGGAGGCCAGAGUGGACCGUGUUGAGCAGAAAAGGCAAGUCCUAUUUCUCUGUGUAUUGCUGGGAAUGUCUUGGGCUGGCGCGAAACCGCUUCGGUAUUUUGCAGUGGAGGAAACAGACAGAGGCACCUUUCUGGCCAACCUAGCAAAUGACCUGGGGUUGGGCGUGGGGGAACUGUCAGCCCGAGGACCUAGAAUUGUUUCAGACGAGAACAUACGAUUUUUACUGCUCAAUCCGUUUACUGGCGAUUUACUUCUAAAUGAGAAAUUGGAUCGAGAGGAAUUGUGCGGCCCCACAGAGCCCUGUGUGCUGCCUUUCCAGUUGUUAUUGGAAAAGCCUUUUCAGAUUUUCCAUGCUGAACUAUGGGUCAGAGACAUCAACGACCAUUCUCCAGCAUUUCUAGACAGAGAGAUUCCCCUGAAAAUACUAGAAAGUGCCACUCCUGGAGCGGCAUUUCUCCUAGAAAGUGCACAGGAUUCAGAUGUUGGAGCCAACAGCCUGAGUAACUAUACCAUCAGCCCCAAUGCCUAUUUCCAUAUCAAUGUCCAUGACAGCGGGGAGGGGAAUAUCUAUCCCGAGCUGGUACUGGAUCGAAUGCUGGAUCGCGAGGAAAUACCUGAGCUCAGUUUAACUCUCACGGCCUUGGAUGGCGGCUCUCCGCCCAGAUCCGGGACCGCCCUGGUACGCAUCCUGGUCGUAGACAUAAAUGACAAUGCCCCUGAAUUUCUGCAGUCGCUCUACAAGGUGCAGGUGCCCGAGAACAGCCCCGUUGGCUCCCUGGUUGUCGCCGUGUCAGCUAGAGAUUCAGAUAUCGGAAGUAAUGGGGAAAUAGUCUAUGCAAUUUUUUAUGCCACUGAAAGAAUUCUCAAAACGUUUCAAAUCAACUCAACAUCCGGCAAUCUUCAUCUAAAAGACGAAUUGAACUAUGAGGCAAUUCAAACUUACACAUUGACUAUUCAGGCCAAAGACGGCGGAGGGCUUUCUGGAAAAUGUACAGUAGUGGUUGAGGUAACAGAUAUAAAUGAUAAUACACCAGAGCUGCUCCUGUCAUCACUUACUAGCCCAAUUGCAGAAAACUCUCCAGAGACAGUCGUUGCUGUAUUUAGGAUCAGAGACAGAGAUUCAGGGAAUAAUGGAAAGAUGAUAUGCUCCAUCCAAGACGACCUCCCCUUCGUCCUGAAGCCAUCUGUAGACAAUUUCUAUACACUAACAACAGAUAAACCGUUGGAUCGAGAGGAACACAUGCUGCCCACCCAUGACCCGCAGCUGGCCCUCGCCUCCCUGGUGUCCAUCAACGCGGACAGCGGACACCUGUUCGCCCUGCGCUCGCUGGACUACGAGGCCCUGCGGGCGUUCGAGUUCCGCGUGGGCGCGGCAGACAGAGGCUCCCCCGCGCUGAGCAGCGACGCGCUGGUGCGCGUGGUGCUGCUGGACGACAACGACAACGCGCCCUUCGUGCUGUACCCGCUGCAGAACGGCUCUGCGCCCUGCACCGAGCUGCUGCCCAGGCAGGCCGAGGCGGGCUACCUGGUGACCAAGGUGGUGGCGGUGGACGGCGACUCGGGCCAGAACGCCUGGCUGUCGUACCAGCUGCUCAAGGCCACGGAGCCCGGGCUGUUCGGCGUGUGGGCGCACAACGGCGAGGUGCGCACGGCCCGGCUGCUGAGCGAGCGCGACGCGGCCAGGCACAGACUGCUGGUGCUGGUCAAGGACAAUGGCGAGCCGCCGCUGUCGGCCACCGUCACGCUGCACGUGCUGCUGGUGGACGGCUUCUCGCAGCCCUACCUGCCGCUGCCGGAAGCGGCGCCGGAGCAGGCGCAGGCCGACUCGCUCACCGUCUACUUGGUCAUCGCGUUGGCCUCGGUCACCUCGCUCUUCCUGUCCUCGGUGCUCCUGUUGGUCGCGGUGCGGCUGUGCAGGAGGCGCGGGGCGGCGUCGGAGGGCCGCUGCUCGGUGCCUGGGGGCCGCUUUCCGGGCCACCUGAUGGACGUCAGCGGUACGGGGACCCUGUCCCAGAGCUACCAGUAUGAGGUGUGUCUGAUGGGAGGCUCAGGGACAAAUGAGUUCAAGUUCCUGAAGCCGGUUAUCCCCAGCCUCCUACCCCACAGCACAGUAAGGGAAGUGGAAGAAAAUCCUUCAUUUAAGAAUAAUUUGAGCUUCUGAUAAUUAAUGAAAAAUAAAAUCUCGAAUCCGUGAGUAUAUUCCUAAUUGGAAAAUUAUCCUGAGAUAUCUGUUGAGGAGUGUUUUACAU
Molecule: messenger RNA, 2251 nt
Organism: Galeopterus variegatus (Sunda flying lemur)
Lineage: Eukaryota; Metazoa; Chordata; Mammalia; Dermoptera; Cynocephalidae
Gene: PCDHB7
Product: protocadherin beta 7
Biological process (GO): homophilic cell-cell adhesion
Cellular component (GO): plasma membrane
Molecular function (GO): calcium ion binding
Source: RefSeq, a predicted model, not a curated record